Molecule: messenger RNA, 1676 nt
Organism: Sodiomyces alkalinus F11
Lineage: Eukaryota; Fungi; Ascomycota; Sordariomycetes; Glomerellales; Plectosphaerellaceae
Exons: 1
Coding region: 223-1254 (343 amino acids)
Source: RefSeq, a predicted model, not a curated record
GCAGCAGAGUGUGGCGGCUACCACCCAGCGUGCUACGACGACGCAGAGGUUUCGUCUGGUCUAUGUAGCGGCAACUGCCUAUUCGACACGGAGACUCUCAAGUGGUAUGUUCACCCCCUAUUUCUCCAAUCUACGUUGAUGGUCGUCGAGGUUCAUCAGUACAUAUUGCCCGUCGCAUGCAACCGUAACACCUGACGAGGGGGUUUUUUUUAAUUUUUUUUAAUGUAUAGCACUGGCGCGGCCGGCCCCUACUGCAACAGCAUAUCAUUUUCGUCCAACAUUUGGGACUAUUUCUGCGCCGCAAGCCCCGGAUUUUACGCAGCCACCACGACUUAUCAUGGUCAAACGGAUGCCGAGGAGUGGGCUGAGAUUCCCGUCACCCUGAGCGAUACGGAGCCGAGCACCGAUCUGGACGUGAGUACUAGGGCCGACGCCACGGGCCCCACGCCCAGCGACACGGACGGCGACAACGGCGACGACGACGACGACGGCAACGACACUGGCAACGGCACAGGCGACGGCACAGGUGACGACAACGGCAAUAGUGGCGGUGACGACAGCGACAACGACAAUGACGACCAAGGCAAUAGUGACGAGGGCUCCUCGACACCUGUUGGUGCCAUCGUCGGCGGUGCCGUUGGCGGUGUCGCGGGGCUCGCCCUCAUCGGUGCCCUCAUCUGGUUCUUCUUCCGAAGGUCCAAGAAGAAUGACGCGCAAGCGCCACAACAAGAACAACAACAACCUCCCAUGCCGCCCCAGAUGCAACAGUCGGGCCCUCCUCAGGGCCCCUAUUCUCCUCCACCAGGCGUCGCCCCCAUGAUGCAACAACAGCAGCAUCCCGCCUCGCCAAAUCCGCAACAGCCCUACUACGACCCGACCAAGUUCGGCUACGUCCAGGGUCCCCAGCACACACCGUCCCCGGGACAGACUCCGGGGCACGAACCUCACGGGCAACCAGGAUACCAAUACGCGCCGACGCCGCCGGCACCGCAGCAGCAGCAGCAGCAGCAUGCGUAUUAUCCCGCAGCCGGCCUCGCGCCGCAGCAACCCGCGGACCGCAAUAGCGUCAGCCCGAGUUUCGUGUCGGCCGGCUCCAACCGCAUGAGCAAUAUCCCGCCCGUCAGCCCGGGGAGCACGAACCAAACGUACCCGGCUGUAGCGGCGGGUUCGCCCCCCGGACCGGGGCAGCAGACCAUCUAUGAGGCGGGGACCCAGUCGGAUCAUCAUCGGGGCCAGAUGCACGAAUUGGGGUGAUUGUCCCGUGUUCGUCUGGAGCUGCAUGGUCUGUGGUCCUAGCAUGGACGUGAAAAACAAAGAUAGUGUAGAUCUUUUGUUUUCAUCAUCUCAGCUGCAGAGUAGGCUGAUUUUAUUUUAUUUUCUAUUGCCUGGAAUCAGGCCACUGGACUUGGUUUUCUGGGGUUUCUUGUUUCUUCGCCUCCCCCCUUCGGUCGUUGUCACUUUCUUUGCACAUAAUGUGGGACACGUCUCAAGGUUAGACAUAAAAACCGAAAGGGAAUGUUUAUGGGAUAGCACCAGGUUCAGAAACUCCUUGGGUCUCUCAUUGUCAAUCAGGCAAUGUCGAAUAUACGCACUUCGUAGUAUGUUGACCAUGAUGGUUACUGAAGAGGUCGAAUUGCAGUCAUUGCUGAAUAUUCGCGUGAACAACUGAACGGAAC